Messenger RNA from Balaenoptera ricei (Rice's whale), 712 nucleotides. RefSeq names its product potassium voltage-gated channel subfamily E regulatory subunit 1 (gene KCNE1). The coding region runs from base 248 to 637 and encodes 129 amino acids. Gene Ontology annotation, cellular component: membrane. Gene Ontology annotation, biological process: ventricular cardiac muscle cell action potential; regulation of heart rate by cardiac conduction; negative regulation of delayed rectifier potassium channel activity. The record is from RefSeq and is a predicted model, not a curated record. Gene Ontology annotation, molecular function: delayed rectifier potassium channel activity; potassium channel regulator activity; voltage-gated potassium channel activity involved in ventricular cardiac muscle cell action potential repolarization. NCBI's taxonomy places the organism in Eukaryota, Metazoa, Chordata, Mammalia, Artiodactyla, Balaenopteridae. The transcript has 3 exons.
GCCUGGGGCGCGGCCGUCGGUGCCCUGCGCUUGGCUGCCGUGGACCCCGCUGCGCUCCCGGCUCUCUCCGCGCCCCAGACCUGGUUAUUCCAAAGUGGAUUGUUUUGAAAAUAAAGUACCCUGUGAAGACAUCAGAGGGAUUCACUCCUGUCAUCUUAAGUCUCUGAAGGCAGAGCUGGUUGCACUUUUCUUUUAGAAAGUUUUCCUGGGAAGUUUACUCUCCCGCAGUGAAACCUUGACUCUCAGGAUGAUCCUGUCUAACGCCACGGCUGUGACACCCUUGCUGACCAAGCUGUGGCAGGGGACAGUUCAACCGGGCAACAACACAUCCAACCUGGCCCGCAGGUCCCUGGGCCACGAUGAUGGCAAGCUGGCGGCACUCUACAUCCUCAUGGUGCUUGGCUUUUUCGGCUUCUUCACCCUGGGCAUCAUGCUAAGUUACAUCCGCUCCAAGAAACUGGAGCACUCCCAUGACCCGUACAAUGUGUACAUCGAGUCUGACACCUGGCAGGAGCAGGACAAGGCGUACUUCCAGGCCCGGAUUCUGGAGAGCUGCAGGGCAUGUUAUGUCAUUGAAAACCAGCUGGCUGUAGAACGACCCAAUGCAUACCUUCCUGAGAUGAAGCUGUCAUCCUGACCCCGAGACUGGUCGGAAUUGGACAAAGCCUCCCUGAUGAUCUGAUUUUUCCAAUUAUAUGUUCCUUAUAUUCUU